AUGAAGAUGGUCUACCAAUUUGUUUCUUUGCUACGGCUCCACCGGCACCAUUUCGCUGUCAUCUCGUUUGAUUGCAGCUGUGUUGAGUUGGUCGCUGCAGACUUGGCCGCUGCACUCCUGGGCAUUUGCUCUGUUGUUGUAGCCGGUCCUGACCAAAGACUGGACAUUUUGCAUCUGCUUGGGGAAGACAUGUGCGUUGUCAUUGACAAAAGACCAGAGAGCUAUGCUGCGAUAGCCUCUGAUGACGAUGCUUGGAUGGGGCUAGACAAGGAUGUCCUUUUCACUUUCUUCGUGACUUCUGGAUCCACAGCAUCGCCCAAGUUGGUUCGUCGCACCCGAGCCAUGUGGCUGGAGACCGUUCGGGACACUGCUCAAUUUGGCUCCGAGCUGUGUAUUACGCUGAGUUUCGCCUCCCUGGCACACUCUGGACCUCGGACGGAGCUGUGGUGGAACCUGGUCUGUGGUGGUCAAACAGCAUUUGCUGCCGCCGGGCUUCCUUUGCUUUGCUCCUGGCUCGCCCUUUCCCCUACAGAGAUCAGUGCACCCCCGAGUGUUUGGUCCGAGCUCCGUCGACGCCUCACGGUGGAUGGCGUGGAGGAUCCCAGCAGCCUGCGACAGCUGUUUCCGGGAUUGGUCCGCCGCCUCGAGACUGUGGCAACGGGCUUUGCCAACUCGGACCCCGACCUCCUCGAUUUCCUCAGGAGGAUCUUCGGAGACGAGAUCCUUGUCAUGGACAACUAUGGCGCCACCGAGGUGGGCAGCAUAUCUGUGAACGGCAAGAUCUCGGGCGAAGACACGAAGCUCGUUGAGGUGCCAGAGCUUGGCAUCCACGCCCCGAGGGGUGAAAUCUGCGUGAAGGCUGAGGGGGCCUUUGAGGGCUACUAUGACACUGCACAAACGGCUGGUGCCCUGACGGACGACGGCUUCUACCGGACAGGUGACAUUGGCGAGAUGCAGCAUGGCAUGUUGAAGGUGGUAGGCCGCCUCACCAAUUGGGUCAAACUCGCCAACGGCAAGUUCGAAUCUCUGGAAGCUGUGGAAGACGAACUGUCCCAAACCUCUGACUUUGAGCAGGUCUGUGCUGUUGAGAUCUCUGGUGCUUUGGCUGCCGUCGUGUAUUCCGCUCGAUGGGGUCAGAAUCCUUCUGCGGCGGCUUCCACAGUUGUGCCUUGCGUGCGUGCGAAAGAGAAGUUUACUGUGGAGAAUGGCCUCUUGACACCAUCCUUGAAGCUUCGACGCCCUGCCAUCCGGGCCAUGUAUGAGCAGGAGCUGUUACAGCAGAUCAAUGAGAAGCAGCUUGCUCUCAGCCGGUGGUUGCAUGGCGUGACCGGGAGCACGGCCGACGUGGACGAGACGCAGCCGCUCAAGGAGCUGGGUGUCACCUCGGUGCACUUCGCUCGGCUGGCCGCAGACCUUGGUGUUCCAGUCCAUGCCGUGGCAGCUGCCAGAACGCUGAGGGACCUCAAGGCACUCUCCCAGACGGACAAGCUGGGUGUGUCGGCAGCCCUCGCAGAUGUUGCGAGAUUUAGCUCCAGCUGCAGUCUUUCUGCAUCCCCGGUGUCAGGGACCUGGAGGAAGGUCCUCGUUACCGGAGCGACAGGGCAUCUCGGACGCCACUUCAUGGAGAUCCUUCGGGCACGUGGAAUCUCUGCUGUUCCUCUGUCGCGCUCCCUAGGCCACGACGUUGCCCAGCCGAUGUUUGGUAUGGCCCGUGAGACCUUCGAUUCCAUGUCGGACUGUGAUGCCGUCAUCCACUGUGCAGCCAUCGUGCCGCCCGGCUGGACAACAACUGUUCCA
Messenger RNA from Symbiodinium sp. CCMP2456, 1797 nucleotides. The record is from the annotation of a GenBank genome assembly. Lineage: Eukaryota; Dinophyceae; Suessiales; Symbiodiniaceae.